CUCCAUUUAGUGGUAUUGGGUCAUGUUGACGCGGGCAAGUCAUCUCUCAUGGGCCGCUUAUUGCACGAGCUGGGGCUGGUUUCGGCGCGCGACGCGCACAAGUACCAGCGAGACGCCGCGGCAGCGGGCAAGGGCUCAUUUGCCUGGGCCUGGGUGCUGGACGAGCGGCCGGAGGAGCGGGAGCGCGGUGUGACUGUGGAUGUGGCCAUGACGCGAUUCACCACAAGGAGGUUCUCCGUGACUUUGCUGGACGCCCCUGGCCACCGUGACUUUGUGCCCAACAUGAUUGCGGGAGCUGCACAGGCUGAUGCAGCGCUCCUCCUCGUGGAUGGCUCACCUGGAGGCUUCGAAGCGGGCUUCAGUGAGGGCACUGGCGGGCUGCACGGCACUCCGGGGGGCCAGACCCGCGAGCACGCCGCUCUGGCACGUAGCUUGGGGAUAGAGCAGAUGGCCAUUGUGGUCAGCAAGCUCGACACCGUGGGGUACGACAAGGCCCGCUUCGACGCCAUUCGCACAAUGCUGUUGCCGUACCUCAAGUCCGUGGGGUUUAAGGAGUCGUCGCUGCAGUGGCUGCCCGCAUCGGGGCCCCUGGGGGAGAACCUCGUGGGUCCCCCGCAGGACCCUGCACUGGCUGCCUGGUGGAGCUCCGGGCUGAGUGUGGUAGCGGCCAUCGACAACUUCAUCCCCCGGGAGAGAGCGACAUCACGACCGCUGAGAAUGCCCAUCACUGACGUCUUCAAGAGUGCGGUGGUGCUUGGCGGCAAGGUGGAGGGGGGGGCACUGCGGCCCGGUAGCAAGGUGGUUCUGGUGCCGGGACCAGGCCAGCCAUUUACCGUCAGAAGCCUCGAGGUCAGCGGGUCUCCCUCUCACCUAGCUCGCGCGAGCGACAGCUGCGAGGUUGCGCUGGUGGGGGGCCAUCACCACGGGGCGGGGGGAGGAGGUGGAGGCGGAGGCGCUUUCGACCCCGCCUCCGUGGCUCCGGGGGCGGUGCUGUGCCACCCAGACUUCCCCGCCGUGCUUGUAACCCGGUUUGAACUGCGAGUGGUGGUUCUCGACACGCCUGUUCCCCUGCUGCGUGGCCACGUGGUGACAUUGCACGCACAUGCCGCCCGGGAGGAGGGUCACAUCACCGCCCUGACCGCCACUUUGGAUCCGCGAACCGGCGAGGUGGUCAAGUCCCGUCCCCGCUGCCUGACUAAGGGCCAGAUAGCGCUGCUGGAGGUGACUGCGGCUCGCGGUUUGGUGCUGGAGGAGUACUCGGAGUAUCGAGCUCUCGGGCGAGUGGCGCUGCGGGAGGGAGGCCGUACACUGGCAGUGGGCAUUGUGACACGGCUGCUGCAGUGA
Molecule: messenger RNA, 1344 nt
Organism: Volvox carteri f. nagariensis
Lineage: Eukaryota; Viridiplantae; Chlorophyta; Chlorophyceae; Chlamydomonadales; Volvocaceae
Gene: efg4
Product: elongation factor-like protein
Exons: 11
Biological process (GO): translation
Molecular function (GO): GTP binding; GTPase activity
Source: RefSeq, a predicted model, not a curated record